AUGGGGCCUCUCCGCCGCGGCCGCUCCGCUGCGCGCCACGCCGCCGACGCCGAGGACCUGCUCUGCCCGCUCUGCCUCGAACUCCCAGCUUCCGACGUCCACUGCUGCACCAACGGCCACAACUUCUGCGCCGACUGCCUCGGCCAGCACCGCGAGAGUGGCUACGCGGGGAGCGCCAAGUGCCCCUCCUGCCGCGUGGCGCUCGGCGACGGCACGCCUCUCCGCAACCGCGACGCGGAGAGGCGCAUAGCCCUGCUGCCGGGCGCAUGCGACGGUUGCGGGCUCGGCAUGCUGCGCAAGGACCUGGCGGCGCACACGGCGGCGUGCCCUGAUGUGCGCGUGGAGUGCCCCUUCCCGGGCUGCAAGUGGGAGGGCGCGCGGCGCGACCUCGCCGCGCACACCGAGGCGUCGCGCGAGGUGCACCUGUCGAUCGCGCUCGGCCAGCAGAAGCGGCUGCUCGCGGCAGAGCGGAUCCUCGCGUCUGUGAGUGUCGAUGUGGUGGUGGAGCUGUUCCCGGCGAGCGCCGCGGAGGAGGACUGGCAGGGCUCCGUCCACGGCUGCGCCGUCCACCGCAAGCACAUCGGCUGCUCCCUCAUGCAGCCCGUCGUCGCGCAGCCUGGCUUUGCGCGCUUCUGCGCAGAGCACGAGGCGAGCCCGCCCCUGCCGUUGGCGCCCGGCAGCAGGGCUAUGCGCCUCUCCGCGUCGCGGUUGCGGAGAGGCGUGCCGUCGCCGAGCGCCACGCGGCAGGAGGGGCACUUGGCGCUCCCCGCGUAG
Messenger RNA from Emiliania huxleyi CCMP1516, 774 nucleotides. RefSeq lists its product as hypothetical. Gene Ontology annotation, molecular function: zinc ion binding. The coding region runs from base 1 to 774 and encodes 257 amino acids. The transcript has a single exon. Gene Ontology annotation, cellular component: nucleus. The record is from RefSeq and is a predicted model, not a curated record. Lineage: Eukaryota; Haptophyta; Isochrysidales; Noelaerhabdaceae.